GUCUUCCACUAGACGUCUAGAGUUAAGCCAGAAGUUUUGGCUCUAAUACAGGCAGUGAUGAAAAACAUAUGAGUGGUAACAAGUCGCCUUAAUAUCAUUCUUCAGUACUAAGAUGGGCUAAUCUGAAGCAGCACUUUACUCUGGUAUCACCCACGGUGCCAGAAGGAUCAAGAAGCUUGCAAGUGGACUUUUUCUUUAUAUAUGCUUUUCAUUUCACAGAACUCACUCUAACUUCCUUUUUCCCUAUUUUUUGGUAAUAUGAAAUAACUGGACAUAAGGACCUUAGGUGGAUUAUCCCAGUGCUUCUGGAAGAACUUCCAAACCUGCAAGGUUGGUUAUCCUGACUAAGAAGACAUGAAAGAAUACACACUCCUUCUCUUCUUGGCUUUGUGCUCUGCCAAAUCUCUCACUGGUCCUUCAUAUUUUACACUGAAGAAUAUGAUGCUCCAGGAUAUGGAAGACGACGACGAUGAUGAUGAUGACAAUUCUCUAUUUCCAACCACUGAACCCAUUCUACCACUAAUUCCUUUUGAUCUGUUCCCAACAUGCCCCUUUGGAUGCCAGUGCUAUAUGAGAGUUGUCCAUUGCUCUGACCUAGGUUUGACAUCAAUUCCUCGCAACAUCCCGCCAGAUACUCGUAUGAUUGAUCUUCAAAACAACAAAAUCAAAGAGGUCAAGGAAAAUGAUCUCCAAGGACUCACAUCACUUUAUGCCCUGGCUUUGAACAACAAUAAAAUAUACAAGAUCCAUCCCAAAGCCUUUCAACCAACUAAGAGGCUACGACGACUGUAUUUGUCCCACAAUCAACUGACAGAGAUUCCAACAAAUCUACCCAGAACUCUGACAGAGCUCAGAAUUCAUGCUAAUAAGGUUAAGAAAAUCCCCAAGGAUGUAUUUAAAGGAAUGAAGUCUCUACAUGUUUUAGAAAUGAGUGCAAAUCCUCUUAACAAUGAUGGAAUAGAGCCAGGGGCUUUCGAAGGGGUAAAUAUCUACCACAUACGAAUCGCAGAGGCCAAGUUAACUUCAAUUCCUAAAGAUUUGCCCUCCAGUCUCCUGGAGCUUCACUUAGAUGACAACAAGAUCACAGGAAUUGAAGUUGAGGAUUUUAACCGUUACAAAGACCUACAAAGGCUGGGCCUUGGCAAUAAUAAAAUCAAAGAAGUGGAAAAUGGAAGUUUUGCCAACAUCCCAAGUAUACGUGAAAUCCACCUGGAAAAAAACAAGCUGAAGAAGGUUCCUCCUGGAUUACCCGAACUGAAAUACCUGCAGGUGGUCUUCCUUCAUUCCAACCACAUUGCCAAGCUGGGAGUGAACGAUUUCUGCCCCACAGGACGAAGGAAGAAGAAAGCCCUGUACAGUGGCAUCAGCCUCUUCAACAACCCUGUCAAGUACUGGGAGGUCCAGCCUUCAACCUUCCGCUGUAUUUUAGCCAGGAACAGUGUUCAACUUGGCAACUUCCUCAAGUGAGACCCAAGUUGGUUGUUUCAAAAAGCAACUUGUCCAAAUCAGUUUUACAAUACUUGAAAUUUGCAGAAAAAUGCUGAUUUAACGCUAUUUAACCGUUUACAAAGUAUUUGCUAUUUUGGAGGUAAUUAAUUAGAAACAAUACGUUAAGUAGGAUCCAUUGUAGUAUUUGACAAUGUUCAACCUACAUUUGAAUAAUUUAAACAAAAGUCUUUAUAGCUUACAGAAGGACUCUUAGAAGUGGAACUGGAAACUGCAUUUGAUGUUUCCUACUAUAGAUGUUAAAUGCCUUCCUUAAAUCACAUUGUUUGGACAUAUUCUUUCUUUCAAAUAAAUCCUAAAAAUCAUAUGGAAGUGACUUUUUCCACAGUUAGGAAAAAGAGACCUAGGCUCUCUCCCAGAAAGUAUUAUAAGAAAAGUUGCAAAACCAAAAAUUACCAGACUUCAAGGGCAAUUCCUUGUGCCGUUUUUGAUAACGAGCAAAGAUGCAAUAAAAAGCUAUGAUAUUGUCAGGUAGUUUUCUCUAAGCUAGAAUAUAUUCUUACAAUCUUUUAAGUGAGAUAAAGACAAGUUUAGUAUCAAGAACAGACAAAAAGUCUUUAAAAGUUGUUUGUAAUCUUUCCUUUCAACCUUAAGAAGAAAAUGUCCUUCAGUGUUUUGCUAUUGAUACAAUUGGAUGCAGUCUGAACAUUAAAAGUAGGAUUCAAGAUUUAUCAUAUGCUUCAAGCUUAAUAGGAAUGACUAUUAAACUCCCUUUAGGCCAGCACAAACAUUUUUCUUUUAUCUACAAUAACUGUAAUCAUGUUUUUCACUUUAUUCUUUUCCUCUUUAUAUUGUGACAUCACACGGGUUAAGGAUCCCUCCUUAAUGGAAGUACCUUACAAUUGCCAAAAACAAGCAGCUGGAACUCGCCUGCCCUGCCUUCCUGUGCAGGGUGGCACACAGAACUCUCAAUACUGACAGUACUGUAUAAAAUGGAUAUUUUAGAUAUCUAUUUAGUGUAUAUUUGCUAUUGGGAUUCAAAAUAAAUUAAAUAAACGUACAGAAUACCUACAUGUGUAUACUUUAUUACAUAGUUGCUCACAUCAACAUGUUCUGAGAUUAUAACCAAGCACCUUUGUGACUCUUCUCUAGACACUUCCUCUAGUGCUCCUUUUUCCUAAUCUACAGAGCUUACAGGUCAUUUAUCACUGCUGGUUUGCACAAAGUUCAAAAUCCAAGACUUUGGGAAAUGGCACAGACUCAUAGAAGAAAAUACUACAAAGAACUCAAUUCCCAAUAUCUCAUCUCUCCUACCACCCUCCUAAGUACACGAUGCAAUCAGCAUCAAGUCUAAUAUCUGAAUUCUUUUAAUCUGCUUGGUCUCCUGGUAGUUAAUAUUUUGUUAGUAUCACUCUGCUGCUGAAACACAAAACUAUGUGAAGAGAGAAGGCAGAGCAGACCAGGGGAGGCCUUUACUGAAGAACAAUAUUUGCAAAUGGAAAUUCUGUAACACACUUCAAAGCAGAAUAAAAACAAAAGACUAAACAACACAAAACCUGAAAUCUGCUGAUGACCAAGCAUCUUCCUAUUCCUGGCUUCUGGAGAUGUUUCUAAGGAGUGCAUUUCCUAGCAAAUACCAACAUUCCCUUAAGGACAGACUCCUCUGCCUUAGAGUAUCAUAAACAACUCAUAACCCAAUGCAAUGUUAACAAUACAAUAGAUAACAGAAAAAUCAUUACAUUUCUAUGAAUCACUGUUUUAUAUCCUGUUAUACCAGUUACAUCAUUUCAGCAAUGCCAACACCAGCAGAAAAGCUGAUUCCAAUUCUGUAGCUUAACUGAAAGAACAAACUCACAAUGUUGUGUAGUACAUUAUUCUACACAAUUCACUGGUAAGAUUUACAAGGAAAGACAGAGAAUGCAAAUAAUUCUUUAUCUAAUUUGGGUUAAUGCAAUGGACAACAGGAACUGCAUCAUUGUGCUCUCUAAGCCUAUGAAUUCUAUACAGGUACCUGUGUAAGAGUUUUACCAAAUUUAAGUCUGCUAUUGAAGUC
Messenger RNA from Passer domesticus (house sparrow), 3499 nucleotides. RefSeq names its product asporin (gene ASPN). Gene Ontology annotation, molecular function: protein binding. The transcript has 8 exons. The coding region runs from base 355 to 1467 and encodes 370 amino acids. NCBI's taxonomy places the organism in Eukaryota, Metazoa, Chordata, Aves, Passeriformes, Passeridae. The record is from RefSeq and is a predicted model, not a curated record.